Hippoglossus stenolepis (Pacific halibut) is the source of this 4309-nucleotide messenger RNA. Its product is annotated as leucine-rich repeat-containing G-protein coupled receptor 5-like. The record is from RefSeq and is a predicted model, not a curated record. Gene Ontology annotation, cellular component: membrane. The transcript is spliced from 20 exons. Gene Ontology annotation, biological process: G protein-coupled receptor signaling pathway. The coding region runs from base 132 to 2954 and encodes 940 amino acids. Gene Ontology annotation, molecular function: G protein-coupled receptor activity; protein binding. NCBI's taxonomy places the organism in Eukaryota, Metazoa, Chordata, Actinopteri, Pleuronectiformes, Pleuronectidae.
CUCUGAAAACGGUUUUACUUAGUUUCUGAUCCGGUUUGAAUCCGGAUCACAGGAUGUGGCUCUGAUCCACUUUGUUUCUGAUUCAUUUUUCUCUGGAGCUCAAACUUUCCUCGGGAGACACCGUGGAGGACAUGCCGGGGACUGUGGCUCUCAUCAGCGCCUUCGCGCUCCUCUCGGCCGGGCUGCGGAGCUCCGUGUUCGGCGUGGGGAUGCUGGGCUCCGUGGCCGCGGAGGAGAGCCCCACCGCCGGGGCGAGCAGCACGGCGGUGGCCGGGGCGUGGAGCUCCGGGGACGGGGACAGAGGAGCGGGGCGAGCGGGCUGCCCUGGCCGCUGUCGGUGCGAGGUGGACGGGCUGCUGCACCGGGUGGACUGCUCGGACCUGGGGCUCCGGGAGAUACCGAGCAACCUGAGCGUGUUCACCUCCUUCCUUGAUCUGAGUAUGAAUAAUCUGACUGUGUUGUCCAGCGGAGGUUUGUCCAACCUGCACUUCCUGGAGGAGCUGCGCUUGGCGGGUAACGACCUGUCGUCCAUCCCCAGAGGAGCGUUCACUGGCCUCUACAACCUCAAAGUUCUGAUGCUUCAAAACAACCAGCUGACGUCUGUUCCUGCUGAGGCCUUCAACAACCUGCACAACCUGCAGUCACUACGUCUCGACGCCAACCACAUCUCCCUGGUUCCUGUCGGCUGUUUCACGGGUCUGCGCUCGCUCCGUCACCUGUGGUUGGACGACAACUCUCUGACAGAGGUGCCGGCGGCGGCCCUGAGCGACCUGCCCGCCCUGCAGGCCAUGACCCUCGCCCUCAACCUCAUCAGCCACGUCCCCGACCACGCCUUCAGCCAGCUGGGCCGCCUGGUGGUGCUGCAUCUCAACAACAAUAGGAUCGUUUCCAUGGGAACGGACUGCUUCCACGGACUCCACAGUUUGGAGACGCUGGAUUUGAACUACAACAGCCUGGUGGAGUUUCCCUCGGCCGUCCGCUCGCUCGGCCACCUCAAGGAGCUCGGUUUCCAUAGCAACAACAUCCAGUCCAUCCCGGAGCACGCCUUCACAGGAAACCCAUCACUGAUCACCAUAUUUUUCUACGACAAUCCGAUCCAGUCUGUUGGAAGCUCCGCCUUUCAGAACCUCCCAGAGCUUCGCACACUUUCUCUGAACGGAGCCGCAGAUCUCACUGAGUUUCCAGAUCUGACGGGAACCAAAAGUCUGGAGAGCCUGACCAUCACAGGGGCUCGGAUCAUCUCUUUGCCUUCUUCAGUGUGUGAGCAGCUUCCAAACCUGCAGCUGCUGGAUCUCUCCUACAAUCACAUCCACUCUCUGCCCAGUUUCUCCGCCUGUGAAAACAUUCAGAAGAUUGAUCUGCACCAUAACGACAUCGAGGAGCUGCAGGAGAACAAUUUCCAUGGUCUGAUGUCUCUGAGCUCUCUGGAUUUGUCGUGGAACAGGCUAACGUCAGUGAAGCCGAACUCGUUCUCUGCUCUACCGGCUCUGACCAAACUUGACCUGUCGUCCAAUCAGCUGUCCUCCCUGACUCUGACUGGUCUGCAGAGUUUAACUCACCUGCGAUUGGCUGGAAACGAUCAGCUGAUGGAGCUGAUCCCUCGAGAGGAUCUGCCUCAAGUCAGGGUGAUGGAGCUUCCUUACGCCUUCCAGUGCUGUGCCUUCACCUCCUGUGAGAGAAGAGGAGGUUUGUCGUGGGAGAGAGAGGAGGUGGUCGACUUCAGAGACAGCUCCGUCCUCUCCAGUCAAGCCGAUCAGGACUGGGAGGAUUUUCUCAUUGAGUCUGACGACGAACCAAAACCUCAGCACUUGGUCCAAUGCAGCCCUGCACCAGGUCCGUUCCGUCCCUGCCUCCAUCUGCUCGGCAGCUGGUUGAUCCGUGGGGGGGUGUGGCUCAUCGCAGCGCUCUCGUUGGUCAGCAACAGCCUCGUCGUGCUGUCCAUCUUCUUCUCGACCACCACUUUGGUCACGCCCCCCAAGCUGCUGAUUGGCCUCUUGGCCCUGGUGAAUGGCCUGAUGGGAGUGUGGAGCGGCUGGUUGGCCGCGGUGGACACGUGGACGUUUGGGAGCUUCUGGAGGUACGGAGCCAAGUGGGAGAGCAGCUUCCUGUGUCGACUCAGCGGCUUCCUGUGUGUGUUCGCUUCGCAGACGGGUCUCUUCCUGCUCACGGUCGCCGCUCUGGAGCGAUGCUUGGCCGCCAUCGCACGACGACACAAAACCGAUGACGGCAGCGGUCGCUCCUCGUCUCCGUUCUCCCUGCGUCUCUCUGUCUUCCUGUGUUUCCUGUUGGGUUUGGCCGUCACGCUGCCCCCCCUGGUGGCCGGACACAGUAGCACCUCCCUCUGUUUGCCGCUGCCUUUCUCCUCCUCCUCCUCCUCCUCUUCCCUGGCCCUCUCCGUCUCCCUGGUGCUCCUCGACUCGUUGUGUUUCCUCGUCAUGACGCUCGCCUACACUCACCUCUACUGUCGGGCCAACAAAGCUCCGCCCACCUCAGAGGAAGAGGCGGCGCUGACCCGACACGUGGCCUGGCUGCUCUUCUCCGACUGCCUCCUCUACCUCCCUGUGGCCUUCCUCUCCUUUUCCUCUCUGCUGCACCUCCCCGCCGCUGGGCCCGACGUGGCGAAGGGCGUUCUGCUGCUUGUGGCGCCGCUGCCGGCCUGCGUCAACCCGCUGCUCUACCUCCUAUUCAACCCCAUCGCCAGGGAGGAGCUAGCAGCGCUGGCCAAACGCAUCUGCAGGGCAAGGCAUCAGCGAGGAGGAGGAGGAGGAGGAGGAGGAAGGUCGACGACUGUAACAAUGGAUUCAACGUACGACGAGGACGCAGAGAAACAGUCAUGUGACUCGACUCAGGCGCUGGUGGCGCUCGGAGGCACGAAGGAGGACGAGGAGGGGGAGAGAGGGAGGAUGAAGAGCGAGACACAACGUUCUGUGGCGUUUGUUGUUCAACGUCACUAGUCUCACACACACACACACACACACACACACACACACACACACACACACACACACACACAGUGGCAGCACAUGUAGCAGGACGAGGACGGUGAAAGAAAAAAACAAACGUACGCACGUGAUGGUGCUCGGGCCCGUUUCACCCCGACUCUCUCACUUCCUCUUUCAUUGUCUCCCUUUGUCUCUCGAUCGUUUUUUAAAUUUUUGUAUUUUUUUCCCGUAACGUCGAACUAAAUUGAUCAAAACCUAAAAGAACUGAGCUCCAUUAUCUUCUGCUCAUCUCUGAUUGGCCAGUUCUGGAUCACAUGGGAGAAGACACACACACACACACACACACACACACACCCUGACUUUACAGCAUCGUGUCACCAAACAUUCACCAAAUGUUUAAGCAAAUGCUGUUUACAACGUGUGUGUGUGUGUGUGUGUGUGUGUGUGUGUGUGUGUGUGUGUGUGUGUGUGUGUGUGUGUGUGUGUGUGUGUGUGUGUGUGUGUGUGUGUGUGUGUGUGUGUGUGUGUGUGUGCAGCUAAGAUGUUUUUGCGAGUGUGUGUCAGAGCUGCAGUGUCGGUGCGACUUCUGACACAGAGUUGAAACUGAAAACAGGAACGUGAAGCUCAUGUUCAGAAAAAACAACGGAUCCUUUGAAAAUUAUCGCUUUUAUUUAUUUAGUCAAUGAAGGAAGUAAAAACGUCGUCAAAGUUUGUAAACAGCCGAAAUGAAAUUAAACUAAAAAUGACACAGAAAUAAUUUAAGGAUCAAACUCAGAACAUUUGGUUUCAGACGGUUUCAACGUGUCGAUGAUUAAUGUUGUAAAUGACUGUGACAAUCUGAGUUUCCUGUUCUGUCGACUGUGAGAAAUAAUGUCGAGAGUGUUUGUACGAACAGUCUGAUGACGAAGGUUCUCAACGUCUUCUUCAAAUGUUUUGUUUUUGUUCAUAACUGUAAAAAUGAGUCUAAAGAUUUUACUGAACUUCCUGAAAUUGUUGCAUGAACGUCGUCAACUAUCGACCUGCACGACACGAUGUGAGAAAACGUACGUUGACCUGAAGCUCUCAGCGACAUCUCCUUCAUCAGCGGGAAACUGUCUCCAUGACAACAGUGCUCCCACCGAGGAGGAGGACUCGUGAUUCGGUUGAAAGCUCCAGGAACCGAAUGUGUUUUGAAAAAAGAAACUUGUGAAUUUAUAUUUGUAUAAACACAUAAACUAUGUUGUGGUUUUAAUUCGUAACGUGUAAAUUCAAAUUGUUGACAUGCAAAUUGUGGAUGUGGAGUUUCUGCAGCAACAGGAAAAAAAAAAUGUUUGAAUGUGUGCGACAGUUUAACUUUCGCACUUUUUGUGAUCAGCACUUAAAAUCAA